Messenger RNA from Symbiodinium pilosum, 1360 nucleotides. NCBI's taxonomy places the organism in Eukaryota, Dinophyceae, Suessiales, Symbiodiniaceae. The record is from the annotation of a GenBank genome assembly.
GUGCGAUGUGCAGACACUUGGAGACCCAGUGCCAGGAGAAGACGGAAAGCACUGUCAGUGCUUGGUGAAGCAUAACAGCUUAUUUGAGAAACAGCUGAAUCCGAUGCUGUUGUCCGAAAAGCUAGCGGACAAGGAAGGCUCUCGCCUCAUUGCCUCUUGCGACAUUUUCGAGGCCUCCAGGAGCAAAGGGCCAGAGGACCAGGCCCUGUGGGAAGCCGUGGAGCCCUUCUGCUCAGAGGCGUGGGAGGAAGAUGCCGCCCAAGAUACUUCUUUGAAAGCCGGGCCUCACAGAUUGGCUUUUAGCUCGCUGCAGAAGCUCAUGCAGGCAAGGAUCGAUGCGCGGUUCGCCAAGAAUUACGAUCGCCUUGUCGGCGAGGAUGGGUGGCUACCCAGGGCCUUCGUGAACUAUUAUGCCGGUGCACCAGGGAGCAAGCACGCGAACAUGACGGAGCAGCUGAUACGCUCGGUGCACAUGUUCUCGGAAGCACCGAUCAUUGUGCUUCACUUGGGCAGCCGUACGCCGGACUCCUGGACAGCCGAGCGAUUUCCACAGCUGCUACUGGUCCAUGCCGCUCCCAUGGAGCCCGAUGCCCACCGAAGCUUCAACUUCAACAAGCUGAGAUCGUUUUUGAUUUCCAGAGCCAAGACUGGCGUCGAGUUGGACUCUGAUCAGUUUGUGGGCCCUGGAGUUGAUUAUAUGUUCGAGAUGAGCGAAAAGGAGAUCACGAAAGACACUCCGCUCCCAAUUCUUCCUGUUCACUUCUACAGCUUCACGCAGGCAGACACGCCGAACAACAUUUGGUGGAAGCGCUACUGUCCAGACCCCCCCGCUUGCCAACGCCACACGAUGCGAUGGAGCCACGCGCAUCCUACCUGGACCUUCUACUCGCUUCCUUUCCUCGGUCGCUGGCUGCGCCGUCACUUCAGAGAUGAGCAGCUGCCCGCCUCCUCGGAUCAGGUGGGAAAACUGGCGGCCCUGGCUGUAGCAAAGAUCCCCGAGGAUGAGGAUCUCCUGAAUGUGGCAACCUGGGAAGAGAAGGGGACGAAGCAGUGGUGCAAGUUCGAUAACGACUACCAUGAGUUUGUGGACAUGCUGAGCUGGACCCCUCAGGAUGGAGAACGAACUACGACUGGGGAUAUCGGGACCGAUCCGAAGUUCUACCCGCAUGGCGCAGCCAAGGCUUUUUGGACGGCCCACAAUUGCAAGGACCCGGCUGCAACGGCCAAGAUGCUGGAUGAGAUUGAGAAGCGCUACAAGCAGGGCCUUUACCCAAAGUCCACCAUCACCUACAAGGGUCGCUUCUGGCAAUCUGGCUCUCAGCUUCGCGAGGCCUACCCAGACCUGCCGUGCAUCUUCUAG